This is a messenger RNA of Fonsecaea nubica, 1722 nucleotides long. RefSeq lists its product as hypothetical. The transcript has 3 exons. The coding region runs from base 1 to 1722 and encodes 573 amino acids. Gene Ontology annotation, molecular function: amino acid transmembrane transporter activity. NCBI's taxonomy places the organism in Eukaryota, Fungi, Ascomycota, Eurotiomycetes, Chaetothyriales, Herpotrichiellaceae. Gene Ontology annotation, biological process: amino acid transmembrane transport. Gene Ontology annotation, cellular component: membrane. The record is from RefSeq and is a predicted model, not a curated record.
AUGGAUUUCCAGAAACGAUCUUCCUCCUCGUCCCCGGACGCGGAUGUGGCAGAGAAGCAAAUUAGAGACGAAACAAUAUCGCCCAUAGAGAGCCAACAGGGCCUUCGUGGCGUCGAGGAUGAAGACCACACUCGUCUUCACCGAGGCCUCAAGGCGCGCCACAUAACUAUGAUUGCGAUCGGUGGCGCUAUCGGGACUGGUCUGAUUAUCGGAACUGGCAAAGCCCUGGCACAAGCAGGCCCUGGCUCGAUCUUUAUCUCGUACACCAUUGUCGGAUUCCUUGUCUACCUUGUCAUGUGUGCGCUGGGAGAAAUGGCCGCCUGGCUGCCGUUGUCGUCUGGCUUCACCGGUUACGCCGCCCGAUUCUGCGAUCCUGCCCUGGGGUUUGCUCUCGGUUACACGUAUUGGUUCAAGUAUAUCAUAGUAACACCAAAUCAAUUGACGGCUGGGGCACUGAUCAUCCAGUACUGGGUGGACCGAGACCGCGUGAAUCCCGGAGUGUUCAUCGCCGUCUUUUGGGUCGCGAUCGUCUGCAUCAACUACUUUGGCAUUCGCUUCUUCGGCGAGUUCGAGUUCUGGCUCUCGACGAUCAAGGUCAUCGUCAUCGUCGGUGUCAUCAUCUUGUCUCUCGUGCUCGCACUGGGCGGUGGGCCGGACCAUGACCGCAAGGGGUUCCGGUACUGGAACAACCCCGGCGCGUUUGCAGAGUACAUCGAAGACGGCGCCACGGGACGAUUCCUUGCAUUUUGGUCGACGGUCGGGACAGCCACGUUUGCCUACCUCGGGACUGAGCUGGUGGGCGUCACGGUCGGCGAGGCGCAGAACCCACGCAAGACCAUCCCGCGCGCCAUCAAGCUGACCUUCUACCGGAUCAUCUUCUUCUACUGCCUCAGCGUCCUGCUGCUGGGGAUGCUGGUCCCCUACGACAGCGAGGAGCUCGCGUUCGCCAACAAGGCGUCGUCCUCGGCGUCCGCAUCGCCUUUUGUCGUGGCCAUCAAACUGGCGGGCAUCAACGCGCUGCCGGGAAUCCUGAAUGGAUGUAUCCUGCUCUUCGUCUUCUCGGCGUCCAACUCGGACCUGUACAUCGCGUCGCGGACCCUUUAUGGACUGGCGCGCGAGGGCCACGCACCGCGCCUCUUCCAGCGCACCGACGCGCGCGGCGUGCCCAUCUACGCCCUCGGCUUGUCCGCCGCGUUCGCACUGCUGGCCUUCAUGAACGUGUCGGACGACUCCAAGACGGUGUUUGGGUACUUUGUCAACCUGACGACCAUCUUCGGCCUGCUGACCUGGAUCUCCAUCCUCGUGGCGCACAUCUGCUUCGUGCGCGCCCGCCGCGCCCAGUCCGUCCCGGUCACCUCGCUGGCGUACACCGCCCCGCUGGGCGUGCCCGGCUCCUACGGCGCCCUGGCCAUGUGCAUCCUCAUCGCGCUGACCAAGAACUUCUCCGUCUUCGUCCGCUCCCCCUCCACCUACGGCGACUUCGACUACAAGAACUUCAUCACGGGCUACCUCGGCAUCCCGCUCUACAUCAUCAUGAUUGUCGGGUACAAGCUGUGGACGCGCUGUCCCCGCGUGAUCCCCGCCCACGCGGAUCUGUGGACCGGCAAGGACGCCAUCGACCGCGAGGAAGAGGAGUUUUUGGCCCAAAAGGCCGCGAGGGACGCCGAGGGGAAGAAGCGCGGCGGUUGGUUCUACCGCACCUUUGUCGCGUGGUUGUUUUAG